Messenger RNA from Nicrophorus vespilloides, 1424 nucleotides. Its product is annotated as beta-1,4-glucuronyltransferase 1-like. The coding region runs from base 72 to 1403 and encodes 443 amino acids. The record is from RefSeq and is a predicted model, not a curated record. The transcript has 3 exons. NCBI's taxonomy places the organism in Eukaryota, Metazoa, Arthropoda, Insecta, Coleoptera, Silphidae.
AUGUGGUUUCCAUUAUUUUUCACCCACCCACGCGCAUUUCUUUCUAUUUCUCCAAACCAUUUCGCCGACGAAUGGCAUUCCGAGAUAGCGAUUUUUUAUUCCGUUGCGUGAUUAUCGGUGUCAUUCGCAUAACUACGACCAGUAAAAUCGUAUCAGUUGCGAUGGUUACCGUCCCUUGGAAGGUGCGAACGAUUAUUUCGUUGCUUCUUUUCCUCGGAGUGUUUCUCGUGGCAACGGAGCUGCUGUGUCAGAGAUCGAAGGCGGUGCUACCAACUCCGCCCCUCAAAAGGAUCACGCAAUGCGAGGAGAGAAUCGCACGAAGCCGCGUCUCUCAACGAGGAGAUUUCUUCGUGCUGGAGAACGUGGUGCGGCCCUCCGGACAGGUCAAAUGUUACGAAUCUGUUACGUACACGACGCAAGCUGAUUACAGCUUCCUGGACAAUCUGCCGGAUCUGAUGAAACGAUGGAAGGGUCCGAUCAGUGUAGCGCUGUUCGCACCAGGCGAAGACUUUCGACCGACCCUCGAUUCCAUCGCAUUCUUGAGGAAUUGCGAAACGCCGUUGAUCAAGCACCACGUCACCUUUCACGUCUUCUUCCCGGUGGAUCAUUUCCCCAAAACGAUAUAUAAGAUGGCGUUAAUCGAAGCCUACGAGGAUGUUUACAACUGCCAGAAGGGCGCUCCCUAUCUGAACGUCAAGGUAAACGAAAUGUACAGGAGGAAACUCAAUCUGACCUAUCCGAUAAAUGUGGGACGUAACGUCGCGCGCGAAGGGGCGUACACCCAUUUCGUGCUCGCCUCAGAUAUCGAGCUCUACCCAACGCCCGACUUUAUCCCGAAAUUUCUCGAGAUGAUCACUGCGAAUCCCGAGUAUGCGUACCGCCACAACCCUCACGUUUACGCCCUUCCCAUCUUCGAAAUCAACGCAAACGAAUCGGUCCCGCCCAACAAGACCAUCCUGCAGGAGAUGAUGCGCACGGGAAAGGCAUUCCUGUUCCAUAAAAAGCUGUGCUCCGCCUGCCACUCUGUACCCAAGAGCAAGGAGUGGCUGGUCGCCAAGGAGACGGAGGGUGUUGGCGUGUUCACGGUGGGCAAGCGGAUGGGCGUGAACAAGAUGUGGGAGGCGUUCUACGUGGGCACCAAUCAGGACCCGCUUUUCGAUGAUCGCUUGACGUGGGAGGGGCAAGGAAAUAAAAUGACGCAGGGUUAUUCUUUGUGCCUGCUAAAUUACGAUUACAUGGUUCUGAACAACGCUUUCCUGACCCACAGACCUGGAGUGAAGAAAUCCAAGGAGCAAAUCAACAAAUAUUCUCGGUACAUCGGAGCAACGAAUCGCUUGAUCAAAAGGAAAAUAAAGGUGGAGCUUGAAGCUCUUUACGGGAGUAGACAGGGUUGUUAUUUAUAACGCUUAGUGUAUACAAAUAAA